AGUUGUUUUCUGGGGCGAGUGCUUCGAAAAGCCAGCCUCGUGAUUUAUUCUGUGCAUUUUCAGAGUUCCUAUAUUUACUUUCUAUCUGAAAAAGAUUCUGGUUUGUUUCCUUGUUGUUCCUAUCAGACCUGUUGUGUGACCAUUCUAAUGAUUCUAUGAAUAUUUGUUUUCGAUGAUAAUAUUUGUUUCACCACUUUCGAUCCUCCUACUCCCACACGCGUCACAGACCCUUGUGAGUUCGAACAACCAUCAAGCGAGAGUCUUCACGCUCGGCUCCUGGAGAUCGACCAAGCUCUGCAAAACAGAAACGAGGACGAGUAAAGCGUGAAACCUAUUCCUACUCGCAGCCAGCAGUAUGAGCCAUCCUAUCCUAGUUGCGCACGAGGGGGGCCGACAGGACGACGCCGUGUCGUGGCUGCCUUCGUAUCUGAGGAUAGAUCCGGUGUUAGAAGUUCCGUCUUUCGACCAGACCGCUUUACUCUAUGCGCAGGCAGGAUGGAGCUAUCCUGCAAUCGCCGCGAAAGACUACUGGCAGUACCAGAAGCAGGAUUCCAAUUCUACGGUUGGUAGUGUGGAUCCUCCUGCCGACAUAGCGGGUAUUAAGGCCACUCAUAUACAUCUUGUUUUCAGCGCGAACAUCACCUCGAGUAGUUCUUGUAUAAAUUUGUGUUUUAUAUGAAUAGUUCAGCUAGAACUAUAACACGGAACGAACACAUGAGAUGACCUGGAUGAUCGACCUCUACAUGUCAUUGAUGGACACGACGCGUGUUGUCACUUAAUUGAUUCUAAAGUUGUCGGGGAGCAAGGAGGAGGUGGAGAAAAAGGUCGCGAUCGUGAAAGAGGCGGUGGCAAAGGUAAGAUCGACUACACAACAGCUUCGCUCUACAGCUCAGUCUACAACUACCCGGGCUCAUAUGGCAAGGGGAAGAGCGGCAAAGGCGGAAAAUGGACAGGUGGGAAGUACGGCGAGGAGUACUAUUCAUCGUGGAAACCGUCAAAAGGCUACCAGGGAUCAGCCAAAGCGGCAGGCGGAAAAGGCAGUGGUUGGAAAUAUUCCAGCUCGAAGUCAAAAGGCUACGUUAUGAUCACUCACGUAAUAUUCUUACAUCAGUUCUUCUUUCGUAUGCUUUAUUCACAAAAGGACAUGAAACCACGAGAACGUCGUGGUCUCGCCUACUUGGGUAGUUCUUGAACAACAUGAAAUCAUCCUAGUUUGUUCUAAAACUUGCGACGGGGGUGACAGGGCGAAGGGCAUGUCGAGUUACAGCAAAUCUGAAUCUCGAGGGGCAACAUCGGAAUACGGAGAGCGUCAAAAAGGCGAAAAAGAAAGUUAUGCCUGUUUAGAUCUAGAAUUUCCCUAAAACUAAGCGCAGUGCAGCUAUAACUCUCCAAUAUACUUUGAUGUUCAUUCUAAAAAAGACGAACUGUCUUCUAAAGCGAUAGCUCUAAGACUUUGAUGCCCAUGAUGACGACGAGGAGGAGACUGUGACGACCGGCGGACGCUGGGUGAGAAUGAACUCGGCUGGCGUGGCCGAGGAAGAAACUGAGGAACGCAAGAAGCGUGGAGAAAAAAAAGUACAGUAAGAUAAGUAGCCAGUAGUUGUGAAUUUUCCGAGAUUGUGGUCUGAAUUUGUUUGAAAUGGUGUUUGUAUUCCUAACUAAACUUCUGGUACUCUGGCAUACACUUCUACUUUGACUCUCCGUGAUGCCUAGACUUGAAAAUGUUGCUGAACUUCUAUACCAUUUUCAGGGAGCAUUCGAAAACGAAAUGUCACGGCUUAUUAACGAUUCUAUCUACAGUUGGAGGAAAGCGCGUGACCGCUCCUUUCUACUGGCAAUUGAGCGUGACAUCGUCAUUUGCAGCAAGGUGCUUGUCCUUUACUUGCGUAGAAUAUACAUUUCAACAGGUACGACUUCUAUUAUUCCCUUGAUCUAGUACUAGGUAGUUUCAAUAUCGAAUUAGAAUUGCUGGGUGCUGUUUCCUUGAAAAGUUUUUUCCUUGCUUUUCUGGUUAAAAUUCUCCCAUUAAGUCUAUUGUCAUUGUCAUCUUCCUCUCCUGCCAAACUAGGUAGCAGCGAUGACCGGCGUGUUAGUUCCAGGGACGCACUCCAAGUACACGCGAGCUCUAUGUUAUCAACUGGCAAAACAUCACGGCUUUAUUGCGGAGGUUGAAGUCUCCGAGCACUGGAAGACGCCGGACCGGACAACGCACACGUCCCACGAAAGGAAAAUGCGUUUCUUGAAAACGGACAAAGCUGCCUGCAAAGAACCUAGCUUUUACUCGCUUGUGGUGCGAUUGUGCGGCGCUCAGCUUUUGGCUGGCCACAUCGGCGGGGCGCGCUCUAAAGGAAGUCUUUGGGGAGCGCCACUGUGGGUGGACUCAACAGGUACAAUAGAAGUUUUCAUGACACUGGAUUUGAGUUAUUUGUAGUUUCUACUCGCGAUGCCCUUUAGAUGUUUCUUGUGUUAUGCACCAAAAUCCCUUUCAAGAUGGGGAUUCUAUAUUUUCCUCUAGCUAUAUCAAUAUGAUCUCAUGCAUUCACAUUGUCCCUGAAUACCAUCUCUUCGACUUCUUCAGUGGGUAAAAAGCGCGAUGCGGUUUUGGUAGAGGUUUUCGGGGAUGAUGACCAGAAGCAGGUGGACGCGAUAACGAGUGAGAUCGUUGAUGGUGAGACUGAAGGCGAAGGUAUGCGCGAAAUUCUUGAGGCGGCUGUCGAGAAGGCGGAUCGCGCCUUGAAUCUCAAUGCAGGUUUGCGGAACCAAUGUAAGACCAGAGUUUUUAGAUUCCAUGUUAUUACAAAAAGUGUCACAAGAAGUACUUGCUCUUCUUCCUGCACUGCAAUAUAGUACAUUUUUACUUUUGACAACUCUAAAAAAUCCGGAACAGCUGAUCGACGGGAGCUGCGGGAAGCUGUUCUGCGCGACUCAUCCCCGGAGAAACCAGCGCGGCCGUUGAGUGAUGCAGAUACUGAAGGAGCUGGCGGAGAAGCAUCGCAAGAGGACCAGCCGACACUCUCUCCGAACCAGCCGCCAAAGAAGACGGGGCAGACUUUUUCGAUUUUCUCCUUUCUCUCGUGUGCUAAGAGAAAGCGCGAUGAAUGA
Amoebophrya sp. A25 is the source of this 3102-nucleotide messenger RNA. The record is from the annotation of a GenBank genome assembly. NCBI's taxonomy places the organism in Eukaryota, Dinophyceae, Syndiniales, Amoebophryaceae.